Megalobrama amblycephala (Wuchang bream) is the source of this 3904-nucleotide messenger RNA. RefSeq names its product exocyst complex component 6 (gene exoc6). The coding region runs from base 64 to 2508 and encodes 814 amino acids. The transcript has 23 exons. Gene Ontology annotation, biological process: Golgi to plasma membrane transport; intracellular protein transport; exocytosis. Gene Ontology annotation, cellular component: exocyst; membrane. The record is from RefSeq and is a predicted model, not a curated record. NCBI's taxonomy places the organism in Eukaryota, Metazoa, Chordata, Actinopteri, Cypriniformes, Xenocyprididae.
UCCCAGACUGGCUCCCCCUUUCGGUGGGCUCGUGUUACUGCAUCUCUCUCGGCAUUGUCACAAAUGAACACUGUGACGCUUAGAGCCAACAUGGCGGAGAGCGAAAGCCUGGAGACUAUCACCGAACAUGAACGAAUAUUACAGGAGAUCGAGAGCACGGACACGGCGUGCGUGGGGCCGACGCUACGAUCCGUUUAUGAUGAUCAGCCCAACGCACACAAAAGGUUUAUGGAGAAACUUGAUGCCAGAAUACGCAACCAUGACAGAGAGAUUGAGAAAAUGUGCAACUUCCAUCAUCAGGGAUUCGUGGACGCCAUCACAGAACUGCUGAAAGUCCGAGCGGAUGCUGAGAAACUGAUGGGCCAAGUGAGUGACACCAAUCGAAGACUUCAAGACGCCGGACGGGAGGUGACGGCCCAAACGGAGGAGGUCAUCCGCUGCCGGGUUCAACAGAGGAACAUGGCCACCACUGUGGAGAAGUUGCAGCUCUGCAUUCCCGUCCUGGAAAUGUACAGCAAAUUGAAGGAGCAGCUUGAAUCGAAAAGAUACUACUCUGCAUUGAAAACUAUGGAGCAGCUAGAAAACAUUUAUAUUCCCAGAGUGAGCCAGUACAGGUUCUGCCAAAUUAUGGCUGAGACACUCCCUAAACUCCGAGAGGAGAUUAAGGAGAUCUCCAUGUCUGACCUGAAAGACUUCUUGGAGAGUAUCCGAAAACACUCGGACAAGAUUGGUGAAACUGCAAUGAGACAGGCUCAGCAGCACCGUACGUUUAACAGUGCGGUGCAGAAGCAGGACUCUCUGAGCUGUGCCAAACCUCUGUACGGUCUGAACGGCCGGACACCCCUCCAUCACAAUGGCCUGAGCACAGAGGCAGCGGAUGAAGAGGAGAUGGAUGAGGAGGUCUUGACGGCGCAGGAUCUGGUGGAUUUUUCACCAGUCUACCGAUGUCUUCACAUCUACACUGUUUUGGGAGACAGAGAGACAUUUGAAAAUUACUAUAGGAAGCAAAGAAAAAAACAAGCAAGACUGGUUCUGCAGCCUCAAUCUAACAUGCAUGAAACAGUGGAGGGCUACAGGAAGUACUUUAAUCAGAUUGUUGGGUUCUUUGUGGUGGAAGAUCACAUAUUACACGCCACACAAGGUCUGGUGACCAGAGCCUUCACAGAUGAGCUGUGGAACAUGGCUCUGUCCAAAAUCAUCGCAGUGCUCCGCACUCACUCUUCCUACUGCAAUGAUCCCGACCUGGUCCUAGAACUGAAGAACCUGAUAGUAAUAUUUGCAGACACUUUACAGGGUUAUGGCUUCCCUGUGAACAGACUUUUUGACCUUUUGUUUGAGGUUCGAGAUCAGUACAAUGAAACAUUGCUCAAGAAAUGGGCCCUGGUGUUCAGGGAUAUUUUUGAGCAGGACAACUACAGCCCCAUUCCAGUGGAGAAUGAAGAGGAGUAUAAGGCUGUGGUCAGUCGCUUCCCCUUCCAUGAUGCAGAGAUUAAACAGCAACAAUUUCCAAAGAAGCUGCCCAUGUCCCAGUCAGUGCCUCAAAUUUACUCUCAAGUAAAGGAGUUUAUUUACGCCAGCUUGAAGUUCUCAGAGUCACUCCAUCGCAGCUCAACCGAGAUUGACGACAUGCUCCGUAAAUCCACCAACCUCCUGCUGACGAGGACGUUGAGCAGCUGCUUACAAAACCUCAUCAAAAAGCCGCACAUAGGAUUAACAGAGCUAGUUCAAAUUAUCAUCAACACCACCCACUUAGAGCACGCGUGUAAAUACCUGGAGGAUUUUAUCACGAACAUCACCAACGUUUCCCCGGAAACGGUUCACACCACAAGACUCUACGGGCUUUCCACCUUCAAGGAUGCCAGACACGCAGCCGAAGGAGAGAUAUACACCAAACUCAACCAGAAGAUCGAUGAGUUCAUUCAGCUUGCCGAUUACGAAUGGGGCAUGGCAGAGUCGGACGGCAGGGCCAGCGGCUACCUCAUGGACCUCAUUAACUUCCUGCGCAGCACCUUCCAGGUCUUCACGCACCUUCCGGGUAAGGUGGCGCAGACGGCGUGUAUGUCUGCCUGUAAGCACCUGGCCACAUCGCUGAUGCAGAUGCUUCUGGAUACUGAGCUCAAACAGAUCAGCAUGGGAGCCAUUCAGCAGUUCAACCUGGACGUCAUACAGUGUGAACUGUUUGCCAGUUCAGAGCCCGUGCCAGGAUUCCAGGGGGACACGCUGCAGUUGGCCUUCAUUGACCUCCGACAGCUUCUAGAUCUGUUUAUGGUGUGGGAUUGGUCUACGUACCUGGCAGACUACGGACAGCCCACCUCGAAGUACCUGCGGGUUAACCCCUCCACUGCGCUAGCACUUUUGGAGAAGGUCAACAGGGGGAUGAAAGACACAAGUAAAAAGAACAACAUCUUCUCCCAGUUCAGGAAGAACGACCGUGACAAGCAGAAAUUGAUCGAGACGGUGGUAAAGCAGCUGAGAAGUCUGGUGAACGGAAUGUCCCAGCAUUCCUAGAGUCGUUCACUGAACUCCAAACACUGGGCUGGGUUUGACAACGUAACUUAUAAACUAUAUUAUACUUCUUGCUUUGGCCCUUUUUUCAAGUCGCUGUAAGGUAACUCUCAAAGUACUGUGGUAUAUUUUGACUGCAUCCUCCAUGUCUUCUGCCAAAAUAUUCACCACUGUAGGCUAAUAAUGUAAAUCGAAGAAGAAGAAAACAGAAGUUAUGCAGUAAUUUUUUUGUAAUGUAUUUUUAAAGGUUGAGAAUUAUGUUUUGUACGUUGUGAAAGUGCAAUGACUCUAACACUACACUUGAGAGAGCGGAGGUGUGUAUGUGACUGCUGAUGCUGAUGGUCAUAUUGCAACCUGUAUGAAAUUCUCCCUAGUGUAACAAGGAUGAAGUUUUUAUUGUAAAUAUUUUUAAAUGUAUUUAACACUGCUAUGGAAUCAUGCUUCCCAUCAGUCUGCCUUGAGUUGAAUGUGACUCAGAUUAGGUAACUUAUAAAUGAUAAAAACAUUUGCAUGAGAAUGCUUCAUUUUUUCCUUUUAAGUUGGCAGACUUUGUUCAAACUUGUGUGCACAGAAAGCACUUCUUAAUGUAAAAGAAUCUAAAAUUGUCAGCUACAUUUCACUGAAUGAUGUACAAAUGCGCCACAGAAGAAUUAUAUUUAAUUUUUAUUUUCUCAGGGUGAAAUGAAAGCUUUGGGUUUAAAUGCUUUAGAAUCUCAUUUCAAGAUGAAAAUAAAUAAGCAAUAAUUGGUCCAGCUGCAGACUGUGCAAAGUUGCAUUAAAAAAAAUCCACAUUCAUUUCGUUAUUCACUUAUGGUUUUAUUUUGUUUCUUAAAAUUUAUUUUUACAGGCAUUUUGCACUGAAAAUUAUUUAAGUUUUAACAAGCAACUGUAUGCUUAUGUAUUUAAAGUACCAUUGUAUAUAUACCACAAUAUUUUGUUAAAAUUGGGGGGGAAAAUGGAAUGUAAAGAUAAAACAUUUGUCAUUAGCUCGGAGAGUGUUUCCAUAUUUCCAUUUCCUGGAAAUUUACGACACUAAUAUUGGUUUCACUUUAAAAUAACUCUCAUAACUUAAAGACUUGCUUAACAAUUUAGUAGUUCUAUAAUAUUCAAAUAUCAAAACAGAUGAAUCGUGGUUUCAAGACAUUACAAGUAUUUGAAUGUACAUUAGCCAAUGAUCUGUUAAGCAUUAUAUAAUGUUUGUUAACAUUAUUUAUGAAAGUUAUUAUAAAGUGUCAAAGUGUCAUGAUAUUCAAUAUUUCAAUGAGGCAGACAGAAUCACAAUAUCCAUAACUCUCUAACUGGCAUUACCUGGAGUUACACAAACCCAAGUGACUUCAGUUGUUUUCAAAGCCCACUCAUUUUUAUUUGUGUGCUUUAAUAAAAUAUUAUCACAAAAAUA